AUGGUAGUUCAAAGGGAAAUUAUGCUGAGAGAUACAACCAUGAGAGAAUUAGAGAUUCACCAAAUGGAAAUUCAUACAGGUCAGAUAGCCCAGAUUCUGACAGCCCGAGAGAGCGAAGCUAUCAAAAUAAGAUCUAUAGAAAUCAGAGAUUUGGAAUAUAGAACAAAUCAUGACCGAAUUAGUGGAGAGGAAAAGGAGAGAAUAUCCAGAGUUGGUGAUUGGUCUGAACAUGUGAGUUCCUCAGGCAAAAAGUAUUAUUAUAAUUGCAAAACUGAAGUUUCCCAGUGGGAGAAGCCCAAAGAAUGGACUGAAAGGGAACGUGGGAGGUAUAAGGAAAAGGAUAGAGAUGUUGAGAGGAAUUAUACUAGCAGUUCUAGGCUUGGACAUGAAAAACAUUCCAAUGCUCGUGCCUCCAACAGCAGCGUCCGAGAAUCAUCUUCAAAAUCAAAUCGUCAAGUAGAAAAAAGGGAAGAGUUUUGGAAUAACAUUUCCGGAAACAGAGAAACAGGGAAGGAAUCUGAUAGGGUAGAAACUCACGAGAGAAGAAAAGUCACGGAUGGUGAAAUAACGUCUCAGGACAUGGAUAUUUCUCCCGGAGAUAGCACCCCUACGUCCGAGACGAAUUAUAGUCACUCUUCUUCGAGAGCAGAGGGAACCCCCGCGGUGACUAAUGUACUUUUAGCAAAUGCUUUACCGCGAUUAGCGUCACAUCCCAUCGCGACCACGGCUCCUUCGAACUAUUCACCGACUUCUUCCUCACUACCGAUUUCAUCCAAUGCACCGCCCACGGCAGUAACAACUUCUAACGUACCGGGACCGCCUAUUGGAAAUUUAAGAGUCAUCACACAAACAAAAAUAACCGAGCAAAGAGAUGCUUUGUCUCCUCAAAAACAAUCAACUAUUCAGACUCCCGUCAUUCAGUCGAAUGUGCCCUUGCAGGUGGACACGACAAUGGCUGGAUUCGUCGGAGGAGAAGGUCCUCCAACACCCACACAUUCAGAAACUCAGGACGGUGUUGAUCCUAGAAAAAUGACAAGCCCUCCGAAUAGUAUAAGCUCACUUCAAAAUUUAUCUCAAGCCACAAACGUGACUAGCUCGCUACAAGCUCUUCGACAACAAGGACCUAAUUUAACUCCAAGCUUAGCCAAUUAUUAUCGUGAUGAUUUGGUCAACCACGUGAGAGGUUGGCCGGCGGACAUAUUGGAAAAGCAAUCGCAAAAGCUGUCGGAAGAAGCGCACGCGAUGACGAGUCUCCAAUGCACUCGAGUAUCUGCCGAAUUAAAAACCGCCAGGUCCAUCGUAAGACUAACGGAAAUCCAAGCUACGUUGCAAGAGCAAAGAAUACUGUUUUUGCGCCAGCAAAUAAAAACUCUCGAAGAGUUAAACACGCAGCAUUCCUUCAUGGGACACGAUUCAUAA
Molecule: messenger RNA, 1419 nt
Organism: Pediculus humanus corporis (human body louse)
Lineage: Eukaryota; Metazoa; Arthropoda; Insecta; Psocodea; Pediculidae
Exons: 5
Coding region: 1-1419 (472 amino acids)
Biological process (GO): regulation of autophagy; positive regulation of TORC1 signaling
Cellular component (GO): nucleus
Molecular function (GO): chromatin binding; RNA polymerase II complex binding
Source: RefSeq, a predicted model, not a curated record